This is a messenger RNA of Tigriopus californicus, 820 nucleotides long. Its product is annotated as glutathione S-transferase 1-like. The coding region runs from base 101 to 751 and encodes 216 amino acids. Lineage: Eukaryota; Metazoa; Arthropoda; Copepoda; Harpacticoida; Harpacticidae. Gene Ontology annotation, biological process: glutathione metabolic process. The transcript is spliced from 2 exons. Gene Ontology annotation, molecular function: glutathione transferase activity. The record is from RefSeq and is a predicted model, not a curated record.
GCUCGAGACUCCGCGCAACAAUCAGUCUUAGUUUUGCAUUUCGCCGAACAACCGCGACAUAGAUAUCACACUUGCCAGCUACAACAAUUUCAUCGCCAAAAUGCCGGUCGAACUCUAUGGAAUGUCUGCUUCUGCCCCAUGCCGAAUUGUGGCCAUGACUUUGGAGGUCUUGGAAGUUCCUUACGAAUACAAGACCAUUGACUUGAUGGCUGGUGACCAAAUGAAGCCCGAGUACUUGAAAAUCAAUCCUCAACACAACAUUCCCACACUCGUGGAUGGCGACUUUGCCAUGAAUGAGAGUCGAGCCAUUGCCACCUAUUUGGCCAACGCUUACGGCAAGGAUUCCAAGCUCUAUCCCGUCGAUCCCAAGGUUCGGGCUGUGGUCGAUCAACGGCUCUACUUUGAUAUGGGCGUGUUUUACAAAGCCAUUGGUGAUAUUAUCUACCCAAAGAUGUUCGAGGGCAAGGACCCUGAAUCAGGAGCCAAGGAUAAGCUCAAGGAGGUUCUCGGUUGGGUCAAUGACAUGAUCAAGAAGAGCGGCUACGCCGCUGGAACCGAUUCCUUAACUCUAGCCGAUUUAGCCUUCAUCGCCUCCUUCAGUACUUUGGUGGAGACUGGUUCAUUCGACGUGUCUGGUUUUGCAGAGUUGAAUGCUUGGUUUGAAAAGGUCAAAGGAGAAAUCAAGAACUACGAGAAGGCCAAUGGUGCCGGAGCCACGGCCAUGGGACAAUGGUACAAAUCGAAGCUAUGAUUUUUUAUAAGCUAACUUAUGCGAUACUCGGACAUGGAACGUGUUGGAAAUAAAGUGUUAGGCCACCGA